UUGGCUCUUUUGACAGUUAGCAUGUUAGCUAGAAGUUGCUAACUAGCCUGUAAGUCCUCAGAUACAAUGUCAGUAAACUAAUCAGCACAAAGUGUUUCUGGAGUUGAAGUUUCUGAACAUCUCACAGCCUGAGGAUGUUUUCAUCUGUCUGGAACUUUGUAAAACGCCACAAAAGGAAGUUUAUUUUCACCGGAGCUUUAGUUGGAGGAGUGUACUUCCUUGGUAAGUAUGCUCAGAAGAAGCUCAGUAACAUGCAGGAGAAGGAGGCGUCGGAUUACAUCUCUCAGGCCAGAAGACAGUUUCACUUUGAGAGCAACCAGAGGACAUGCAACAUGACCGUGCUGUCCAUGCUCCCUCCUCUGAAAGAAGCCAUCACCAAUCAGCUGAAUUCAGAAAGCCUCACUGCACUACUCAAGGAGAAACCAGCCAAUAAGCUGGAGAUCUGGGAAGAUUUAAAGAUCCUCAGUUUCACGCGCACCAUAGUGGGGGUUUACAGCACCUGCAUGCUGGUGGUUCUGCUCCGAGUGCAGCUGAACAUCAUCGGAGGAUAUCUGUACCUCGACAACUCUGUGGGCAAGAGCUCCCCGGUGAGGAAGGAGCCCAACAUUCAUAACCUUCUGUUCAGUACUGUCUUAAAAACAGCACUUAAAGUAACAUUACAACUACAGUAAUAGUCCUCUUAAUGUGGUAAUUCCAUCAAUCUGUUUACACAAAUGGAGUUAAGUGUUGAUUUGAUCAUGUUUUAUUUGUUUACUUAAAUAUUUGACAUGAUAUUUCAAC
This is a messenger RNA of Notothenia coriiceps (black rockcod), 780 nucleotides long. RefSeq names its product peroxisomal biogenesis factor 3 (gene pex3). Gene Ontology annotation, cellular component: peroxisomal membrane. Lineage: Eukaryota; Metazoa; Chordata; Actinopteri; Perciformes; Nototheniidae. The coding region runs from base 135 to 671 and encodes 178 amino acids. Gene Ontology annotation, molecular function: protein-macromolecule adaptor activity. The record is from RefSeq and is a predicted model, not a curated record. Gene Ontology annotation, biological process: protein import into peroxisome membrane. The transcript is spliced from 5 exons.